Molecule: messenger RNA, 5649 nt
Organism: Catharus ustulatus (Swainson's thrush)
Lineage: Eukaryota; Metazoa; Chordata; Aves; Passeriformes; Turdidae
Product: aryl hydrocarbon receptor-like
Exons: 10
Coding region: 125-3019 (964 amino acids)
Biological process (GO): regulation of transcription by RNA polymerase II
Cellular component (GO): nucleus; aryl hydrocarbon receptor complex
Molecular function (GO): nuclear receptor activity; transcription cis-regulatory region binding; protein dimerization activity
Source: RefSeq, a predicted model, not a curated record
GUGCCCGGCAGAACAGAGGCUGAGGGGGCCGGGACGAGAGGGUUCCCCUUCCCUCAUAAUGUGGCUGUUCCCGACAGGACAGGGGCUGAGGGGGCCGGGAUGAGGGGGUUCCCCUUCCCUAUUAAUGCGGCUGUGCCCGGCAGGACAGGGGAUGAGGGGUCUCCCCUUCCCUGCUAACGCGGCUGUUCCCGGCAGGACAGGGGCUGAGGGGACCGGGAUGAGGGGUCUCCCCUUCCCCGCUAACGCGGCUGUUCCCGGCAGGACGGGGGCUGAGGAGGCUGGGAUGAGGAGGUUCCCCUUCCCUGCUAACGCGGCUGUUCCCGGCAGGACAGGGGCUGAGGGGGCAGGAACGAGGGGGUUCCCCUUCCCUAAUAAUGCGGCUGUGCCCGGCAGGACGGGGCCCGGCCUGGCUGAAGGCGGCGGCUCCAACCCGUCCAAGCGGCACCGGGAGCGGCUGAACCGGGAGCUGGAGCGGCUGGCAGGGCUGCUGCCCUUCCCGCCCGACGUGGUGGCCGGGCUGGACAAGCUCUCGGUGCUCCGCCUCAGCGCCGGCUUCCUGCGCGCCAGGAGCUGCUUGGGCGUUGCUCUGAAGAAUCCUGGUGCCAAAGAAGGACAGAGGGAUGGAGCCUGUGGCACCGGACCAGCUCUGGGCUUGGCAGCGGUUCCAGAGGGUGAGCUGCUCCUACAGGCUCUUAAUGGCUUUGUGCUGGUGGUGACAUCAGAAGGGCUGAUAUUUUACUCCUCACAUACAAUCCAGGACUAUCUGGGAUUUCAUCAGACAGAUGUUAUGCACCAGAGCAUCUUCGAGCUGAUCCACACCGAGGACCAGCCAGAGUUCAGGCGCAACCUCCACUGGGCCUUGGACCCACCAGGCACUCCCAAGGGUGAGCCUUCUCCAGCAGCAGGGAAGAGUCUUGGUUCUUCUGCUGCCAUUUACAAGCCAGAGCAGCUGCCCCCAGAAAACUCUUCCUUCCUGGAGAGAAGCUUUGUGUGCCGCUUUCGCUGCCUCCUGGAUAAUUCCUCUGGUUUCCUGGCUUUAAACCUUCAAGGCAGGCUAAAAUUCCUUCAUGGGCAGACCAAAAGGUCUGAAGAUGGCUCAGCCAUGCCCCGCCAGCUCGCUCUGUUUGCCAUCUCCACGCCCCUGCAGCCCCCAUCCCUCCUGCAGAUCCGAACCAAGAACAUGAUCUUCAGGACCAAGCAUAAGCUGGACUUCACCCCCUUGGCGUGCGAUGCCAAGGGGAAGACCGUCCUGGGCUACACUGAGGCAGAGCUGCGGACAUGUGGCACUGGAUACCAGUUUGUCCAUGUUGCUGACAUGCUGUACUGUGCUGAGAACCACGUCAGGAUGAUGAGGACAGGGGAGAGCGGCCUGACAGUGUUCCGGCUGCUGACCAAGGACAACUGCUGGAAGUGGGUGCAGGCCAACGCACGGCUCGUCUACAAGAACGGCAAACCUGAGUACAUCAUGGUCACACAGAGACCCCUCGUAGAUGAAGAAGGAGGAGAGCACCUUCGGAAGCGGUCCACGCAUCUUCCCUUUACCUUUGCUACAGGAGAGGCGCUUCUAUACCAAAGCACUCACCCUCUCCCGGGCCUCCCUGACCUUUUCCAGAGCAAAGGGAAGCCCUGCAAGUCCAAGAAGCCCUCCUGCAGCCAUGUAGAGCGUUCCCAGAAGAAUGGUAUUGAUCCCAGGUCCCUGCUGGGCAGUGUGAUGCAACAGGAUAAGGCAGUGUAUGCCUCCCAUCCAUCUCCCACCCUGAAUCCUUCCUUCAGCACUUUCCAGCUUGGGGGUGUGUCCUUGCCAGGUGCAGGAGGGGGUGCCUGGAGUAUGGGCACAGCUCCAGCUUCUUUAAGUGGCAACAGCCUCCAAGAGAAGCUGCUGGAUUUGCAGCAGGAGGACCCUCUCUUGGCCACCAUGAACUUGCUCUCAAUUAAAAGUGAUGAGAGCUGUUCCAACGAGCUCUUCAGUGUUUUGGAUGGCCUGGGCUUGAAUGCUGAGGACUUGAAGCUCCUGCUGCCGGAUGAGAAAAUGGUGAUGGUCAAUAUGGACUCAGAGCAGUGUCCGUCCCUGAACAACAGCCUGACCAGCGAGCAGAUUCUCUCCUACGUCCCCAGCCAUCCAGUUAAUGAGCAUGAGGGAGGGCAGCAGGUCUGUCCCCUGCCAGGCACAUCCCCCAGCCCACAGGGAGGCACUGCUCUGUGCUGCACAGAGAGCAAGGACUCAAGGUGUCACUUGGCACAGCAUGCAGGGAAGCCCAGCACUGCUCUGGGCCAGCCCCACAUCCUGCCGUGGGAGCAGCCCCUCAGUGCUGUGCCAGGGCUGGUCCUGGAGCUGGCUGAGCAGGAAGAGCCCUCCAGUGGCUCCCAGUGGAGACCAGCUGGGGAAGAGACUGUGCCCCACUUCCUCCAGCCAGGGCAGGGCACCCCAUGGGACAGGGCCCCCAGCUCAGCACCAAGAGCCCCCUGCCCGCAGGAGUCACCCGGGGCCCAGCAGCUAAAGAGAGACUUGCCAGCUGUGCAGCCCCUCCAGGAGGAUGCCCGCCAGUCCUUCUCCCUCCCCAGCCAGUGCCAGGACCGGCUGAAACACACUCACUUGCUAAUGAAUGGAGUGUGUGACCACAGCCCCAGCUCCUCUCCACACCCCAGCCUAUGGCAGGACUAUGCUUGCCCAGUACUGGGGUCUCCACCUCAGCCUGGUGUUCAUGGCCUCGGCCAAGAGGUGAUCUCCCAGCCUCAGGGCUGUUUGGGUAUGUCCCCAGAGCACUUCAACCUGAAAGGAUUAUGUAGCGUGGAAGGUGCUGGCAGUGGGGACUCCUGGGAGGAGAUGGCUCCACACCCCAGCUUUUUUACCCCUUCUUACCAACUUACUCCUGAAAAGCAGCUGAGUUCUGUUCCCUCUGUGCCCCAGCACCCUUUCCCCAGCACAGCUGCAGGGCAUGUUGGGAGCAUCAGCAGCUCUUUGGAGACUGAAUUCCUAUGGGACACACGCCUCUGCACCGAGCCAGGAGGGCAGGCGUAAGCCCCACAGCACCUGUGCUUUGCCCAGCUCUCCCAUGGGACUGCCCCAAGACUACUCAGUGCUGGGGCAAAGUGUGGCACUGCCCUGCCAGCCUCAGCCCCAGGCAGAAGUUCUGCCACCUCCACCUCACACCUCCACGGAGAACUUUUGUUUCUAGGAGAGAGAGGAGUGGACAAAGCAGGACUGUUCUCUGGAGAAGGAGCCACCUUCAAGCUGGAGAGAAAAAACCUUCCUCACUGCUGUGCACAUCUGGCCAGUGCUAUUGAUGUCGGUCACUUUGGCUCACCUGGGGCUUUUUGCCCUUUUCUCAACUUCCCACCAUCAUGCUCCCUGUGCUGUUUCCCAUGUUGGUGUCCCUGGCCUGGGGAGGGACAGCAGCAGGGCUGGAGGACAUUUCCCAGGGCACUGGAGCAAGCUGAGUUGUGAUUGCAAGUCAGCUCAUGAAUGCAACCAAAGCUUUGUAUUUAUGUGCAUGAUCCAGCAUCAAUACAAACCUCACUAAAGCCUGUCCUAAAGAAAGAGACAGAAGUUUUUACCUCUGGUAUUAAGUUUUCUGCCAUUCCAGCCAGGUACCUGUGGUUGUGGCCCCAUUGUACAGAUAUUGUCUAUUUUAUAAGGAAAAUGAGCCUUGCGUGGUAUUCUUGUGUUGCUCGGGUCCUUCCCCAGCCCAGCUUUCCCUGUGUCCCAGGUGUUUAUGGUGUUUGGGAUCCAGGUUAGAGCUCCUCUAGCAAACACCCUGGGCCUUGCUAUACUUUACAAGACAUGCCCAGAUUGGCUGCUAAACUGGUUCUCUCUUGGUGCUGACCUCUCAGGUACCCUCAGCCUUCAAGUCUCAAAGUUUCCAGUUAAAAAACAGAAAUGCCAGUCAUAUAAUCAGUAUAAUGCUACUUAAUCAUAAAUACUGAGAGAUGAUAUUUUCCCACAGAAAGAAACCCCACAGCCCAUAUACGUGUCUAAUAUGAGUUGACAAAUUUAUUUUUAUGCCACUCCAGUAGAAGGAAGAAACAACCUCUUACCAUCCUAAAGCAGUAUCCUGUGGAAUGGGAUGAAAGGUUGUUUAAAAGAUCAGGAACACAGUGACCCUUUAAGAAACCUGACAAAGCAGGAGGAGGGAUGAGCUUACCCAGCUUUGGAUUCAUGUUAAUUCCUAUUGGUUUUGUUUCAAUAAAUAGUUUUGGAGCUUCUCUCUGAUCUUUCCCUUGCUGGUUGUGACUCUUCCCAAUCUGGAGCAUGUCAGGGUGUGCUGGCUUGCAGCAUUGGAGCCCUGGGACACAAUGGGUUGGGUUGGGAGGGAUCCUGAAGAGCACUUGGAACCUUUGGGAUGCACACAGUCCAUCUGCCAGCUCCUGCUACGGAUGUUUGAAAUGUGACAGAGAUGGGUGAGUGUCUAGAAAACCAUGUACAACGUUUGUGUAAUAAUAUAUAUUAUGGGUAUGUAAAGUUGCAUAUAAAUAUAUUGAAGCAUGAAGUAUUUGUAUUUAUAUAAAGUCUCUAUACAUAGUUUCUAGUAUGUAAUAGAAAAUACCUUUUCAGAUAAAUGAGCUGAUUUUUUCCUGCACUGUAGUUUUUCAAUCCAGAAAUUAGAAAAAACACAGGUUUGUUUUCUCUGACUGCUGAGUUUUCCAACAUUCCCACCUCUACCUGCCACCUGCUUUUCCUUAGCAAAACAAGGCAGUUUUGAGUUUUUGAUGGAGGUGUGCUGGAAUGUUUGAUCUUUUGUGGUUUCUGUGCCCUACUCUGCUUUUUCCUGUUCCUUCAGAGGAAUUAGCUCUGGGGAAGGGGAAUGGAGGGGUGGCACCAGAGGGCACCAGUGUAUCUCUGGGUCUGCAGCUCGGUGACUUCCAGAUGAGUCCCAGGUACUGAGCACAACCUGACCGCUGCCAAACUUCCUCCUUGAGCCAGGUCCUGUGUGUGGGCAGCCAUUCCAUGACCAGCUGCCCUGAAGGGUUUUCCUCCUCUUUGCCAUGCAUCCCCACAGCACCGUGAGUUUCCGUGCAACCCCAGUGACCUCGGGAAGACUGCAGCCCUGCUGGCUGUGUCUCCAGGGCUCUGUUUUAGUGAGCAUAGUGUGGAUUUGUCCAGCACUGUGUCUGUGAGGCCUGUGGAGCACAAGCCAUCGUUUCUGUGGAGGGAGGUGCUCUCUGCUGUCAAAGUAGGCCAGCACAUCCAUAAUUCAUGCCCAUCCUCACACCAGCUGCUGCCUGUCCUCCCCUGGGCCUUGUGGCAUUGAUUCUUGACACACUGGGCUGGCCCAGGGAACCUGGCUGGAGCAAGGGAGAUGCCUCUAUUCAUUACCCCAGCAUCUGCAGCCUGCCCUGAGCUGUGGUGGUAAGAAAGAGGAGUUGGGCAACUGUGCUGUUGUGCUCCGGUUUGCACAGCUGGAGGGAGUGAUGCCUUGGGUUUAAGUUUUUAUAUUUUUCCAGAAUCUCUGCUGCUUAGUCUGUAUCUCUGAAACUUUAUAUUAGGUGUUAGUAAGUUCACAGGGCAGUUAGACACUAGCUAGAGAAUCAAGGAAUCAAGGACAACUGGUACCCAAAAAGCAGAAACAAGGGCGAGGGAAAGAGGGCACACUAGGGGGCUGAGACUUUGUACCCUGGAGCUGUGGCUGGGUAAUUGACCCCAAUAUGUAA